Messenger RNA from Lycium ferocissimum, 4028 nucleotides. RefSeq lists its product as uncharacterized. Bases 490 to 3672 code for a protein of 1060 amino acids. NCBI's taxonomy places the organism in Eukaryota, Viridiplantae, Streptophyta, Magnoliopsida, Solanales, Solanaceae. The transcript has 7 exons. The record is from RefSeq and is a predicted model, not a curated record.
AUUUUCCUACACCAAACUUUGAUACUACACAUUUGCACUUACAACUGUUCUAUUCAUGAAACACAACAACCUUAGCGAAAAAAAAAUAACACAACAACAAUAACAACAAGAGCACCGCACCACAUAUGCACAUCUUUCGUCUUGUUUAAGAUAUUUGUUCCACUAAGUUCCCAUCUUUGUUUGUUUGCUCCUCACUUCACAUCUACUGUCCUCUUCAUUCUUGGCCACAUAACCCCAAUUUUUUCUUUCUCCUUUAUUCCUUUUUCCAUGUGGAAAAUUCUGAGUCUCUGUUUGGAACAAUUUUGAUAAACUUAACAAAAUGAAUGACGAGAAAUAAUCGGCGAGACGUGCGUUCUCUGCUUAUUGACCUGUUUUGACGUUUCAAUUACCCGAAAAAAUAACUUCCUCCUUUGUCUUGCAUUCAAUUUAUUGAAAGACAGAGAGAGAGAGAGAGAGAGAAUGGAUUGUUAUUGUUGGUGUUAUUCUUGAAUGUAUCUUUGUUUAUUUUUCAUUGUGUUUCUCCUAAUAUCUUCUUCUUUUUUGAUAGACAAGUCAUUUUCAAUUAAUGGGUUGUUUCCAAUUUUCAAUCUUUUACUUUGGGGUACGUUGAAAUGUUCAAACUUGUCUCAUUUUUGUCAACAAAGAAUAAUAAACAUAGCAUUCUUGAUUGAACAAGGGUCUGAAGAAAUGGCAUCUUCUCAGGUAGAAAUUGCUUCUUCUUCUUCUCCCUUUGGUCAUGUCCUUAGAGAUCGUAAUAGACGUGAUCGAUGUACCCCUAGAGAUACCAAUACUUUCCAAAAAAAUCUCAAAGAUUUGGUCCAUACACAUAUACAUUCUUCUUGCAUUUCUUCAAGUCAACCCACCCCUGUUAAUUCUUCUGAUACAAAUGAAAAUUCACAUCGUAGACACGGUCAUAAUAAUAGUCAUGUUGACUAUGCUGAUUUAUGGGUUCACAAACCACAAUGGGACAACAAUGAGAAUAGUCCAACAGCCACUAAUAACAAAUGGGAUAAAGCUAGAGAAAUGGUUCUUUCUUCUAAGCCAAAUAAUAAACAGAGAGAUAUUUCUUCUUCUUGUUCGCCUGAAACUGUUGAAGUUCCUAAUUCAGGUGGUGUUUCUACGCUUGUUCGUCGAUGGAGGGAUUUUGAAACGGUGUCGAAAAGCGUGAAUUUGGGUAACAAUUCAAAUUCAAAUCCAAGCAGUGCUAAAAGUAAUUGUGAAAAUGCUUCAUUUGCUGAUACGUGUGAUGAAAGUUCGGUUGAUGGAAGAUUUGAAACUCCGGUUAUGAGCGUGAAUGGCGAAUCGUCUGGUGAUUGGGAACUGGCGUAUAAAACGGCUAUGAAUGAUCAGGUUAGAAAUUUGGAUAAUAAUAAAGAAAGUGAGAAGAUCAGAGUUGCUGAUAUUAUUAGGAGAUUGGCAAAUGGUGAAGAGAAUAAUCAUGAGAAUGAGCAUAAUGGUAAUAAUGUUACUAUUCUUGCUAGUGGCGAAUCGUUGCCUCGAAUUAAAACAUCAUUUGAUCAUUCAGAACAACAACUGCAGCAAAGGAAUUUUUUCCCGGUAUUGCAUUCGCCUAGGAUCAUUAGAGGUCGACAGGCAUUGAGCGAUUUGCUCUUGCAAAUGGAGCGUGAUAGAUACCGGGAACUUGAAAGUUUUAGGGAGCGUAAAGCUGUUUCUAAGUUCCAACAAAGAGGUCGUAUUCAGGCUUUGCUUAAAGUAAGAUUCCUGCGUCGUGUCACAGACGCCAGAGGUGAUCGAUCAACUAAUGGAACAUCGUCCGAAUCAAAUAGAGGGUCUAAUUCUGCAAUCAUGCAUAUAAGGGAAAGGUUCAAUACAGGAAGCCAAAAUGGUGUAGCUGACUCAAGAAGCCUUUCAAGAGAAGCAGCAGAUAACACCCAAGAAAGCCGGAAUUCCACACCUAAUCAGCAAAAAGUACAGAACUGUGAUAGGGAGAACAAAGGCUGGUUAAGUUUCCAUAAACUGGCUGAUAAUCAUGCUGUAAAAAUUGGAAAUGAAUUACCAUCCCAUAAGCAGAGAGAAGGGAAUCAGCAACGGGAGAUUAUCAAGGGGAGCACAAACAGUCCUAAAUCGGAACUUCCUUCCACAUCUACACGAGAGAAUAGUCCUCUAGAGCCUAGUGAACCAGUGACUCUCCGCAUAAAGGUGAUAGAUAACAAUUCGCAAGUUGGAAAAGUUUUUGCAUCCAAUCAAUUGCGAGAAGAGAAUCACCACGGGGAAGUAAAUGAGAAAAUAAGUCCCCGAAGGAUGAAAACAAAUGUAAAAGUUUCUAGCUCAUCAAAUCCCCAGAAAGAAAUGCCAUUUCAUAUCCGACCAACUGACAACUCUAGUAGUCCGAACCAUAAUGAGGUAGACCGUAGUCAUCAAGCAGUUAGCCCAAGUUCAGAUAUUUCCCAUGACCAAGCUAGCUGGGAAAAUACAAGCUGUCAAGAUAACCAUGACAAGCCGCUCGAAUUUGUAGAGACCCCAAAAUAUCCCAAGGAUAGUGAACAAAGUUUCCAUAGAGAAGAACAAGAUGCAAAUAACCUGCAGCAUGCAGGAACUAGUAAUGAGUGGUCUAGUGGGAGCACCAAACCUCAAAGUGACUGGGAAGAGGAAGCUACCAACCAGAAUCUAGUGGACAGUGAUUGUGGCUGGGUAAGUGAUUAUUCUCACACACCAAGUGGAUGGGAUGAACUACAGUCUAACUACCAGCAGCAAUCAGAAUCCAACCAAGACUGGGUAACCGAUAUUUCUCGUCCACGUGAAGAGUGGGAAGGUCUUAGGCAAGCAAGAUACCAAGAGAUGCUUGAUCCUUUCGUAGAGAAGCAUGAUAUUCGCCAACUUCUUAACAGAAAAAGUGUUUCAAUAUUUCUUAACAGUGGUUUGAGAGAGAAAAUAGAUCGACUAAUGGCAUCUCGCUCACAACAACUACCUAAUGCAAUGAGCGGCCAGCUUGAGGAAGAAGUACGGGCACGUUUGACUAAAGAAGCGAGCAAGAAGGAGGAAGUGAUAUCACAUAACGAAACACGAGGGGCCGAGGGUGAAAAUGAUGAGGAAGAAGCAGACUCGGGUUAUGAGGAUGACUUUGAAGAUGACAAUACUCCAAUUAGACAACAAUACCUCGAACCUAUGGAAUUAGUUGAUCAGAACAAAGCUUCACAUAUUUUACAGUCGUGGAGCAAUAAUCAAGACCGGGGUGUCAGUGAUGACUCCUAUCACCUUCCAUCUAAUUCUUUACCACAAUCUCAAUCAUCCAAUAUUUACUCCCAUCACAAUCAACAAUGCUCCUCCACUUGUCACCCUUCAAUUGAAAUGGAACUGAUAUAUGAAUUGCGAGGACAUAUGGAGCAACUCCACCAAGAGAUUUUUGAAAUACGAAGAUCAAUAAACAGCUGCAUGAACAUGCAAAUGAAAUUACAAAGUUCCAUUAAGCAGGAAGUUGCAGCUGCAAUAACUCAGUCAGGUCCAAUGAUCGGGAGUAAUUCAGAUAAGAAGGGAAAAAACAGAGCAAAUUGUUGUAUUUGCUAUGAGCAGCAAGUUGAUUCUCUCCUUUACAGGUGUGGGCAUAUGUGCACCUGUUUCAGGUGUGCCCAUGAAUUGCUUUGGGGUACCGGAAAAUGCCCGAUUUGUGAAACCCCCAUAAUAGAUGUUGUUCGCGCAUAUAUACACUCAUGACGUACAGGUUUAACCGGACUUUGUUCUGCUAAUGCCUGACUUUUUGUCCAAUGAGAGAUGAGCCAAAGGAUGAUUUUUUGUUUCCUUUACCUUUUUUUUUUUUUUGUUUAAUUGAAUCUUGUAAGCCAUGGAACUUUUUUAUGGCUAAUUUAUUUGUCUAUAACAGGUUUAGAGUUAGUGGAUGAAUGCUCACUCUCCGCUGGUUUACACUAACAAUCUUUUGUAUACAAUAGGAGAAAAGAAAGCAAAGUUCUUUCUAUGACAUUUAGAAUUGUGUCUUUUCAAAUUCUUUGUAACAACAAUUCAAAUGAAAAUUGGAGAGUUCCUUACAUGUAAUGAAGCUACAAGCAUCUUAG